ACGACCUUUGACCCCCCUAGCUCAGCGUCACCGUCUCUGUGCGACGUCAUCGAAAAUGGACAGUUGCUAAGAUGCGCACGCGCGUCCAUUUGUCAACAUCAUCAUGAGCGGCUGGCUGCUGAAUGGCGACAACUUGGGCUUGAGUUGAGCAGGUGGCGAAGCGGACGGCGGGCGACAGGUGGAGUCUCAUCAUGGCGGCGGCCGGCGGCGCCACCACCAAGAUGUCGUGGCGACUGCAGGAGUUCGAGGCUCACGCCGGUCGCGUUUGCUGCGUGGCGUUGGGCAAAAGCACCGGGCGCCUCCUGGCGAGCGGCGGCGAAGAUUGCAGAGUCAACAUCUGGUCCGUCAGCAAGGCCAACUGCAUCAUGAGUCUGUGCGGCCACAGGAAGGCGGUGGAGUGCGUCCACUUCAACGUGUCCGAGGAGCAGCUGGUGACCGGGUCGCAGUCCGGAUCCAUACGAGUGUGGGACCUGGAGGCCGCCAAGAUGUUGCGAACUCUGACGGGACACAAAUCCAACAUCACCAGUUUUGGUUUCCAUCCUUUUGGAGACUUUUUGGCAUCCGGCUCCACCGACACAAACAUCAAGAUGUGGGACGUGCGGCGGAAAGGCCCCAUCUACAGGUACAAGGGUCACACGGCGGCCGUCCGGAGUUUGGCCUUCAGCCCGGACGGGAAGUGGUUGGCGUCGGCCGGCGACGACUGCACCGUCAAGCUGUGGGACCUGAAGCAGGCCAAGACCAUCACCGAGUUCACGGCGCACACAUCCGCCGUCAACGCCAUCCAGUUUCACCCCAACGAGUACCUGCUGGCCUCGGGCGGCGCCGACAGGUGGGUGAGGCUUUGGGAUCUGGAGAAGUUCUGCCAGGUGGGGGCGCUGCAGGACACGGGCGCCAUCAGGUGUGUGCUGUUUAGCGCCGACGGCGGCUGUCUGUUCAGCGGCCACGCCGACGUCCUUGGCGUCUGUGCGUGGGAACCCGACCGCUGGCUAGACGCGGUGACGGUGGGCUGGGGACGGGUCUGUGACCUCACGCUCUGCAACCGGCAGCUGAUCGGCGCGUCUCACCAGCUGAGCGGCGUGGCGACGCAUGUGGUGGACCUGAAGCGUGUCAAGACGAGCGCCACCGCCUCUGAUCAUGACGCCGCGGCAGUUGUCCCGGGAAGGGCGGCGACGCAGUCGCCAUCCGCCGACCCCAAAGCGGGCGCGCUGCGCCGCAGCUACGAGCGCCCCGCCGCCGCGUGCCCGCCAUCUCAAGGCCUCAAGCAGAGCGCCGAAGCGGAGAGGCGGAGUCCCGAAGGAGAGAGGCGGAGCCCAAGCGAGGACGAGGCGGACGAGAAAGUUUCGUCGGCUGAAAUCCACAAUGCGCAAGACUACCGGGAAAUUUUCCAGCCCCGCAACGCCAUAUCUCGGACACCUCCCAGGAUGUCGGAGCCUUUUCCUGCGCCGCCCGAGGACGAACGGCCCCUCAACAACGCGCCGCUUUUUCCCGAGCAGCGGCCGGGUUCUCCGUCAGCCCUGCCCACUCCCGUCCAGAGGGUGGAGCCAACAGUGGUCGCCUGUGUGAAACGCCCCGCCCCCUCUGCCGUGGGCCAGGUUUUCCCCACUAGCGAGCAGGCCCCCGUGCCACCGCAAAUCUUCCCGAUCGGCAGGAACGAGCCGACGGGCCUCAACGUGGCGGACUUCCUUUCGGGCCGUCGUUGUGGCAUCCUGAACGAAAACGAGGUUUUGAAUCACAUCCACAACGGUCACGCCACCAUGUGCGUCAUGCUCAGCAACCGACGCAAGAACCUGCAAAGUGUUAGAGACGUGUGGGCCCGCCAGGGCAUCAAGAGCGCUCUGGACGCCGCAGUCUCCAUGAAUGACCUGUCCAUCGUCGUGGACGUCCUCAACAUUAUCAACUUGCAGCCGUCGCUAUGGAAACUGGACGUGUGCGCGACGAGUCUUCCUCAGAUUGAUAAACUGCUGCAAAGUAAAUAUGAAAGCUACCUGCAGUGCGGCUGCACAUCCCUGAAGAUCAUCAUGAAAUAUUUCUGGCCGCUCAUCUGGGAAACGCUGAGGGCGGGGCCCUCGUCGGUGGGCGUGGAUGUCACGCGAGAGGAGCGGCAGCAGAAGUGCCGCGUGUGCUGCAAGCGUCUGCAGAACAUUAACAACGUGGUGAAGAGCAAAGCGGCGCAGGUGGGCAGGCACGGCUGCGCCUUCGGGGAGCUGCGGAUGCUCAUGGCGCCGCUCGACCAACAGCCGUCCCCGAACUACUAUAUGUAGAAACACCGAGUGUAUCCUCGCCUAUAUAGUGAGUCUGGGAAGCUCGUAGAAUUUGGGCAUGAUACCAAUUCAGGAAUAGGAUUUUUUUAGAUAGUGUGCUACAGAGAAAAUCCCCUUGUCGUGAUUAGGGAGUCGUAGUGGCGUGCACAAGGGGGUGGCACAGUGUAUAUCCGCCCCCGACAGCUGUAACUGCGUUGGCAAUCAUUUAUCUUUCCUGAAUCACUAAAUCAGUUUUUUCCCCCCAUCCACUGUAUGAAAAAUCCCAAUGUUGUGGUUCGGGUUCACGAUUCCCAACGCGGUCCGUGUCAUCGACACACUUUGACGAUGGCAUCAAUGCAGUUUGACGCAUUUUGGAAAUAAAGCAUUGAAGAGGACUUUGCACUGUGGUUAUGUGUACAUGUGUCAACACAAUUUCAUUUUUUAUUUUUUGAUCUGGUCUUCUUCUGGUGUCCACAUACAUCGUGUCAGCUAUUCAGUUUAUAUAAUGGCCAGCCAGUGCUCGGUGCAUUUCUCUCUCUUAGUGUCGUUGAGUGCGAGGUCCUUUGCUGUGCAGUUGCCACCUAACAGGGGGCAUCCAAGGAGGUGCCCCACGGUCUGGGGUUCAGUGAGGUCCGAGGUUCUAUGCCCCACGGUGUGGGGUUCUGUUCCCCACGGUCUGGGGUUCAGUGAGGUCUGAGGUUCUGUGCCACAAAGGUAACCCCAUCUGCUUCUGACUUUUCUGGAACGGCCUGAGCGGAGUGGGUUCAGGCACUUUCAUUGAGUCCAUUUGUUUUCUCCUCGUGGGGGGAUUUCGGCAGGGGGACGGGUAUGGUCGAGCCGUGUGGGUGGUUGGACAGCUUUUCCUUCUCCACGUUAAGGCGAGCUUGAGAAGGUGUUGUCUCUCGUGGAGCGGUGCUGGUCAGGAAACUCUGUGAUUGGAGUGGACCGGGGGCAGGUACGCGGUCAUGUGGGGGGGGGGGCCUCUCAUCUGUGGCUCGCCUACGCCACUCUUCCCUGCUGGCCGCCGCCCGACUGACGUCUGGAGGGUAAUAGGUCAUCGGGGUUAGCGGGGUUCAGGCGCUCAGUGAUGCGUGUGCGCCUGACGUUAAGAGCGGGGUCAAGUUUUCCAAAUCCGCCAGGAAUGCUCGUGAGCAAGAUAUCACGAGGGUAGGAAUCGCUUGCCUGAGGCUUUCCAGUUUCCAGCUCUUAAAACAAGCACGAGAGCUCUUCUAGUUCUACUGCGGUACAGCAGUCAAUCAUAGUGCAGCGGCGUGUGUCCGGGAGCAGGGCGUGUCCUGCCAGGAACGUGCGUGGGAAUCAUACUAAUCACGCUUUGUGGUCACAGCGAUGGCAAAGUAGCGUUGAAAGACGCUACAUUUCCCCCGGCAGUUGUAAACGUGAACUACGACGUCAGCCCUCCAUUUUUGUGGCCUCCUGGAUGAGUCGUUGCUGUUCUCUUGGGCUAAUCUUUGUAGGCCGGCCACGCCUGGGAAGGUUCACCACUCUUCCAUGUUUUCCCCAUGAGAGGAUAAUGGCUCUCCCUAUAGUUCGCUGGAAUUCUAAAGCUUUACAAUGGCUUUUGUAACCCUGUCCAGACUGAUAGAUGUCAAUGACUUUAUUCCUCGACUGUUCUUGAAUUUCUUUCACUUUUUGUGACAUUUUUGUUUGUUGGUGUUCCGUGAGAUUUUUCUCAUGUAAAAUGUGUGCCUUGGUUCCAUACAGGUUGGAAAUCACUGCUCUAGUCAGAUCGUGUAUUCUAAUCAGUCAGGUCAAACCAACAUUACGACUUGACAGAAAUAAUGGGUGCUAAUUUACUGUAAUGAAAUGACUUCACACACACCAAAACUUUAGCGCAUGAGUCGACAGAACGCCGGCAUGUUCGCUGACAACCGUUAGUGCUAUCACUAGCUUGCUAGGCUACACGUAUCGUAUUAAAAGUACGUGAACAUCCCUCAAGCGAGCCUUAAACGAACGUCCUCUCUCGAGCACCGGUGACCACCAACACACGUUUCCCCCCAUUUUGUUCCUAUAAACACACGGCGCGAUCCGUUAUUGUUGUCGUCGCCAUGGUAAAGAGUGUAUCCGGUCGUGUUUUGAGUUGACAAGAUGAAGCCCAGUGAUUGUAAAAGAUGGGAUGUGGAAGAUUUCAUUGCAGUAGUCUGACAAAGUGCAAUCGUGAAAGACCAAAUUUGUCUUUUAGUCUGAUCCGCGCAUUACGUGUUGUCUGUCCCACUCCGCCUUUUUUUUAAUUUUUUUUUUUAAGUAACUUUAUUGGAUGUCAGAUAUUUACAGUACUACGACAAAAGACACGCGACGAGGCUAAAAAUGAACUAGCUUUUGGAUUCAAAUAUACUGUACAAGAUGGCGAUGCGUAGAUCGGCGAAUUAUGACAGUCGAUCAGCCGAUCAUCAUAAAAUGCUAAUUAUCGGCCAAUACCGAUCAGAUCGGUGUGAAGUCUAAAACUUACAUUUGUUUGAUGAUCUUAAAGAUUAAAGUGGGGAAACAAUGCAAAAAUAUAACAAUUUGAGAAAGGGGCCAAUACUUUUUCACAGCACUGCAUCAAUCAAAUAUGAAGUACCCCCCCCAAAAAAAAAAAAAAAUGGCCUUGCAACGCCACUGGUACAUUCUGUUGUCAACACCGGAAAAUUCACUGCGUAGUCAAGUUCUGACGUCACACCUAGCCAUGGGGGUGUGUCCAUUUUGGCAAUGAAAAGGGGGGGUUCCAAAGGCAAUUGGUUAUUUACCAAUUGUUCCAAAAUUAUGGGAACUGGACUGCCAGUUUCAUUUUCUUGAGAAAUAAAUAUGUAAAAUCUACCUGUUCAGCAUUCAAAAAUACAUUUGAACAAUUGUCUGUCACUGUGAAAGCGUACAAAUUCGGUACCAUAAUUUUUGGUGUAUUGUAAUGUUUAUAUUUGUCCUCAUUUAUGUAUGUUUUCAAUGUAAUGUAAUCAUAAUCAUAUGGUUCAGCAUCUAUCUUAUUACAUUAUUAAAACAUUUUUCCUCACAUGGUAAA
Phyllopteryx taeniolatus (common seadragon) is the source of this 5253-nucleotide messenger RNA. It is a transcript of the gene katnb1, whose product is annotated as katanin p80 (WD repeat containing) subunit B 1. The record is from RefSeq and is a predicted model, not a curated record. Lineage: Eukaryota; Metazoa; Chordata; Actinopteri; Syngnathiformes; Syngnathidae. Gene Ontology annotation, biological process: microtubule severing; microtubule depolymerization. The transcript is spliced from 20 exons. Gene Ontology annotation, molecular function: microtubule binding. The coding region runs from base 192 to 2261 and encodes 689 amino acids. Gene Ontology annotation, cellular component: katanin complex.